Molecule: messenger RNA, 1833 nt
Organism: Saimiri boliviensis boliviensis (Bolivian squirrel monkey)
Lineage: Eukaryota; Metazoa; Chordata; Mammalia; Primates; Cebidae
Gene: R3HDM4
Product: R3H domain containing 4
Molecular function (GO): nucleic acid binding
Source: RefSeq, a predicted model, not a curated record
UGCCCGGCCCGGGGAAGGCCCAGCCGGGCGGCGGCGGCGGCAGCGUCCGAGCCAUGGUCGCGCUGGAGAACCCCGAGGGCGGCCCGGAAGCGGCGGAGGGCACCCCGGGCGGGCGGCGGCUGCUGUCCCUUCCCGGCUGCCUGCCUGCCCUCGCCAGCUCCCAGGUGAAGAGACUGUCAGCGUCCAGGCGGAAGCAGCACUUCAUCAACCAGGCUGUGCGCAACUCAGACCUCGUGCCCAAGGCCAAGGGGCGGAAAAGCCUCCAGCGCCUGGAAAACACCCAGUACCUCCUGACCCUGCUGGAGACAGAUGGGGGCCCGCCUGGCCUGGAGGACGGGGAUGUGGCACCCCCUGCAUCACCCGGCAUCUUCGCAGAGGCCUGCAACAAUGCCACCUACGUGGAGGUCUGGAACGACUUCAUGAACCGCUCAGGGGAGGAGCAGGAGCGGGUCCUUCGCUACCUGGAGGAUGACAGCAAGAGCAAGGCGCGGAGGAAGGGCCCUGGCCGGGGGGAGGACCGGAGGGAGGACCGAAGGAGAGAGGACCCCGCCUAUACACCCCGCGAGUGCUUCCACCGCAUCAGCCGGCGUCUGCGAGCCGUCCUCAAGCGCAGCCGCAUCCCCAUGGAAACCCUGGAGACCUGGGAGGAGCGGCUGCUCCGGUUCUUCUCCGUGUCCCCCCAGGCCGUGUACACAGCCAUGCUGGAUAACAGCUUCGAGAGGCUCCUGCUGCACGCUGUCUGCCAGUACAUGGACCUCAUCUCGGCCAGUGCCGACCUGGAGGGGAAGCGGCAGAUGAGGGUCAGUAACCGGCACCUGGACUUCCUUCCACCCGGACUGCUCCUGUCCGCCUACCUGGAGCAGCGCAGCUGAUGGCGGCCCCUUGGAGCCCCCACUGCCGCCUCGCCCAGCACCAAGCCCUUCGAUACUUUUCUGCUGUCGAUACCUGUCACUCACGUUUUUAGAAUUUGUCUUUGGAAACGUUUUUCUUUUGGGGUGAUCUCUCUCACCCUGCUUCCUCCUCACACAGCUCUCGGCAGUGAACAGACACCGCUGGUGGCUGGGACUUCCCAUCCCAUCCUAGCUCCAAGCUGCCCACUCUGGGACUUGUAUUUGGGUGGGGAGACCCGGCCUGGGUGUGUUCCUGUUUCUUCAUUGCUUGGCUUUUCUGGCCCAGUCUGAAGCUCAAGUGAGGAGGGGGAGGCUGGGUGGGUUUUUAAUCUCUUUUAAUGAAUUUGGUGUGAUUUGUUGUAGAUUUUUAAAUUUCCCUUUUGGAGAGAAAAACCAAAAAAACUCACCCCACUGGUAAAGCAUGGGUCUUGAUCCCAGCCCUUGCUCAGCCCCUCCCAGUUUUUAGCUUGAAUGAAGAAGGGGGUCUCUGGGACCCUGCCCCUCAUGCCAGAAGCAUCUUGUAUUGUGUGUGUGUGUGCGCGCGCACAUGCGUGUGUGUGCCUUGAGACCCAGGACGGAGCUGUGUCCCGAGGGCUGGUUUUAUCCUCCUGUUCUUCGUGUCCUGCCCCACACUGCCUCUGUCAGGGCUCAGGGUCCUGUCUGCUUUACACGAACCCCCCUCUUUUCUUCCCCUCCUUUAUACUGGGGGUCCAGGACUUCCAGCCAGAAGCCUCUGCCCUUGCACUACCUUGUCUGUCCCGUCCACUCCAUGUCCCACGGUCCCCCAGCCUGGCUCCUGCCUGAUAGCCCCUGUGUCCCCAUGCUGGUCCUCCUGACACAGACUGCACGAAUCAGGCUAGGGGCCUCCCUACCCCCUCGCCGAGUGUGGGUGAUUGUAUUUUGGGGGGAAGUGGGGGAUUUAAUAAAUUUCUGGUGCUCUGGC